ACACGGAAGUGAAGAAAAAAAAGAGGCAGGUUUUUUUUAUUGUAAUAAUUGCAGGCAGGUCCGGGGAUUGUUUAUCCGCCUCCUCGGCUGUCUUGACGUUGCGAGUGGGAGGGUUUGCUUGAGCAAGAGGUCAUCUGAGCAGGGGAAGAAAACUGGGCGGACUGGCUGGGAAGGAAGAAGGGUAUCUCUUCAGCUUGACUUGGCUGCGGGGCUGCUCGGAGGGUCAGAGCGCAGAUUUAGAAGAUGAGCUAUCCAGGAUAUCCGCCAGCUUCGGGAGGUUAUCCCCCCGCACCUGGGGGUUAUCCUCCCGCACCAGGGGCAUACCCACCGGCACCAGGAGGAUAUCCACCGGUACCAGGUAGUAAUCCCUGGGCUGUCAAUCCUGCUCCACCUGUUGGAAUGGAUGUACUUGCCAACAUUCAAGGACAGCUCAAUCCCUCCUAUCUUGAAGGAAUGGCUCAAAACAUAUCGAACACCAUGAGUGGGUUUGGUUCAGGACCACCGAAUAUUGGGUUUGGGGCACCUCCCAAUCAACAGCCAGGAGCUCCAUACGGAAUGUUUCCAGGCCAAACCAACCAGCCUGGCGCUCCACCCUACAAUCCAGGAUAUCCUGGUUCCACCCCUGGAUAUCCGCCAAGCUCUGGCCCUGUCCCUGGAUACCCCUCGGGCCCUGCUCCAGGAUUCCCCUCGGGGCCUGCUCCAGGAUUCCCCUCGGGCCCUGCUCCUGGAUACCCCUCGGGCCCUGCCCCUGGAUACCCCUCAGGCUCUGCCCCUGGAUACCCCUCGGGCCCUGCUCCAGGAUACCCCUCGGGCUCUUCUCCAAGUUAUCCAUCUAAUACAUCCCAAGGAUACUCUGCUACGCCUGGUUCAACUGUAACCCCGUCUGCAGCUCCAGUGAAGCCUGUCAACCGGGGGACAGUUAGAGAAGCUGCAGGAUUCGAUGCUCUGCGAGAUGCCGAGGUCCUGAGGAAAGCCAUGAAGGGGUUUGGCACAAAUGAACAAGCCAUCAUAGAUGUUGUUGCUCACCGGUCGAAUAAGCAGAGGCAGCAGAUUGUUCUGUCUUUUAAAACAGCCUAUGGGAAGGACCUGAUAAAGGAGCUGAAGUCCGAGCUGUCGGGUAACUUUGAGAAGACGGUGCUGGCUCUGCUGAAACCCUCCACGCUCUUUGAUGCUACAGAACUGAAAGAGGCUAUCAAGGGGGCUGGGACAGACGAGCAGUGUCUGAUUGAGAUCCUGGCUUCUCGCUCAAAUUCUGAAAUCCAUGAAAUCAAUAAGGUGUACAAAGCAGAAUUUAAGAAGACUUUGGAGCAGGAUAUUAAGAGUGACACAUCUGGACACUUUGAGCGGCUGCUGGUCUCCCUGGUUCAGGGCAAUCGAGAUGAAAGCCAAAACGUGGAUAUAACGCUGGUUAAAAAGGAUGCACAAGACCUGUAUAAUGCAGGAGAAGGACGUAUGGGAACAGACGAGUCGAAGUUUAAUGCUAUCCUCUGCUCAAGGAAUAGAUCCCAUCUGAAAGCAGUCUUUGAAGAGUAUCGCCAGGUGUGUAAGUACGACAUCGAGAAGACCAUCGCCCGUGAGAUGUCUGGGAACCUGGAAAGAGGCAUGGUGGCAGUAGUGAAGUGCCUGAGAAAUACUCCAGCUUUCUUCGCUGAGAGGCUCUACAAGUCCAUGAAGGGUCUGGGCACAGAUGACAAAACCCUGAUUCGCAUUAUGGUGUCUCGCUGUGAGGUUGACAUGUUGGAUAUAAGGGCUGAAUUCAAGAGGAUGUACGGGAAAUCGCUGUACUCGUUUAUUGCGGACGACUGCUCUGGGGACUACAAGAAGUUGCUGCUGCAGCUUUGUGGCUCAAAUGACUGAGAGAGGACAAUGAGGUCGAGGUAGCGAAGAUUUAAGCAGUGGUUUUCCAACAACACUUCCACCCGUCCUCGAACGGAAGCUUCCUCGUCUCUCUGUUAUUGUUUUAGUUCCUUUUGUAUCGGCUUGUAAAUGUAAUCCUGUUUUAUCAGCAUAUUCAACAUGUAUUUGUUUGGCUGAGGUUUGAGGUGAUGGGGGGGGGGGGGGUAGAGAUUCGUCCUGUUGUGUUUCUAGGGGUGAUGCUGGUGUGAGUUUCACCCCCACCCCCACUGACCUCUGCCUCUCCUGUUGAACUCCCUUCGUUCACACCCAUUUGUGGUACCUUCACACCCAUUCAGUGUGUCAACCACUGAUGAACUUACACCCUGCUGCAAUCCCACUUUCCAGAAUGCCCUGUCACUACCUGGACAAUCAUCCCUUUCCACAGCUGUCUUGUGACGUAAAUGAGGUUCUCAGCUUCCCCUGGGCAUCAGCUCACAUCAACAAACGUGAUGCCUGGUAGGAACUAAAGUCAACCGAUUGCUUCAAGGGCAUUGAACAGUUUGCAUUCCUUGUAUUUUUAUAUAUUUUUGUAAAGUUGCAUGACCUGUGCCAACUUAACUUGGCAUUCACCCCAUGCCAUCCCGUCCAACUCUCCUGUGACAGAGGGGAGGGAAUGUCAAAUGCAAACUGUUUCCUCACCCCCUCAGUUAAAAGAGAUUAAUUUGCGUCAAUAGGGCUUAUUAUUCUUAUCUCGAGCCAGCAAUGUGAUACCUGAGGCCACUUUUGGCGGGCCAGAAUCAGAAGUUUCCAACCUGCGCACACCUCCGGGAUCUGAGUAUCUGCUUCACACGCCUACAGUCGUGGUUUGACUCGCUGACCAAAGAAUCCACCAUGCCCCCUCAGGCUUCAGGGACUCCUCAGGAACGCCAGACAAAGAUGAAAAGUCGGUGCCUCUGAAUUAGCUGUGAGACCACCUUAUGGCAAAAUGCGAUGUGCUCAAAAAUGUAAAUGAAUAAAAAUCAAUACUAUGCAAUAAAUCUA
Messenger RNA from Pristis pectinata (smalltooth sawfish), 2877 nucleotides. RefSeq names its product annexin A4-like. The record is from RefSeq and is a predicted model, not a curated record. Gene Ontology annotation, biological process: phagocytosis; cytokinetic process. Bases 244 to 1857 code for a protein of 537 amino acids. The transcript has 15 exons. Lineage: Eukaryota; Metazoa; Chordata; Chondrichthyes; Rhinopristiformes; Pristidae. Gene Ontology annotation, molecular function: calcium ion binding; calcium-dependent phospholipid binding. Gene Ontology annotation, cellular component: cytoplasm.